Messenger RNA from Taeniopygia guttata (zebra finch), 1240 nucleotides. The record is from RefSeq and is a predicted model, not a curated record. NCBI's taxonomy places the organism in Eukaryota, Metazoa, Chordata, Aves, Passeriformes, Estrildidae.
CCGCCGCCGCUACCGGAGCGCGGCGGGAGCGGAGCGGGAGCGCGGCGGAAGUGACGUCACGGAGAGCGCGGGAUGGGCGGGAGUGACGUCAGCCCCUCCCCCUCCCUGCGCUUGGCCCUGGCCGGGGCCUGGUGGGCGCUGAGGGGGCGUGGCCUGGAGGGGCGUGGCCGCGGUGGGCGUGGCCUGGAGGGGCGUGGCUGGGGGCGUGUCCUGGCGCUGCUGGAGGCCGUGGGGGGCGGGGCCCCGGCGCUGCUGCGGCCCCGGCACCGCGCCCGCCUCAGCCUGGGGCUGAGGGCUCAGGUGGUGACGUCACUGCUGCGGGAGCUCGGCCCCGCCCCCGCCGUGCUGGACGCGCUGGAUUGGCUGUUCCCAGAGGGGGCGGGGCCAGCGGGAGGCCACGCCCUCGGGCCCCCCCAGGAGCUGCCCCUGGUGGGCGUGGCCGAGGAGCACUUCCGGGAGCAGGUGCUGGGAAUUCUGGGAAGUGGGCGGGGCCUGGAGCCCUUCCUGCAGGAGUACGGGCCGUGUUUCCGCCGUUCCCUGUUCCGCCUUUUCCUGGAAUUUUUGGGCCGUGUGGAGAGCGCCCUUCCCCCCCCCGACCUGCCCCAGCUGGAGCGGCUCUGCCGAAGCCACGCCCCUCCCGGCUCCAGGCCACGCCCCCUUUCCCGCCUGCAGCGUUACUUCGCGGAGGUUCGCCACGCCCACCCAGCUCCAUUGCCACGCCCACUCCCGGCUGAGAAAACGCCGCUCACGAGAAAGCCCCGCCCCUGCCGCCGCAGGCUCCGCCCACUCCGCAUGGCCCCACUAGACGCUGACGGGGAAAGAGAUCGAGAUCGACAUCGAACCCACGGACAAGGUGAGCGCCCAGUAUGGACCAGUACGGACCAGUACGGACCAGUAUGGACCAGUGGAGCGGAUCAAGGAGCGCGUGGAGGAGAAGGAAGGGAUCCCCCCGCAGCAGCAGCGGCUGAUCUACAGCGGCAAGCAGAUGAACGAUGAGAAGACGGCGGCCGACUACAAAAUCCAGGGGGGCUCCGUCCUCCAUCUUGUCCUGGCGCUGCGAGGGGGCGUGGCCAGGCCCUGAGGGGGCGUGGCCAACAACAGGCCACACCCCCUCCCCCCUUAAACCACGCCCACCCCCCUUUCCCCCACCCCUGAGCUCAUUUCCUAUUGGUGGAUCCGUUAUUAUUUAAUAAAGUUCGUCUGAUGACGUCAUCGCCGCGUUGGUGACGUCAUAACCGUC